This is a messenger RNA of Lodderomyces orthopsilosis Co 90-125, 693 nucleotides long. RefSeq names its product ribulose-phosphate 3-epimerase. NCBI's taxonomy places the organism in Eukaryota, Fungi, Ascomycota, Pichiomycetes, Serinales, Debaryomycetaceae. Gene Ontology annotation, biological process: pentose-phosphate shunt, non-oxidative branch; carbohydrate metabolic process; pentose-phosphate shunt. The coding region runs from base 1 to 693 and encodes 230 amino acids. Gene Ontology annotation, molecular function: D-ribulose-phosphate 3-epimerase activity; metal ion binding. The record is from RefSeq and is a predicted model, not a curated record. The transcript has a single exon. Gene Ontology annotation, cellular component: cytosol.
AUGGUCAAGUCUAUUAUUUCGCCAUCAAUUCUUGCAUCAGAUUUUGCCAACUUAGGUUGCAAUUGUAAGAAGGUCGUUGACACAGGAGAUGUCGACUGGUUACACUUGGAUGUCAUGGAUGGACACUUUGUCCCCAACAUUUCAUUUGGUGCUCCAGUAAUUGAAAGUUUGAGAAAACAAUUCCCAAGAGAUAAUGGCAAACCAAUUGUAUUCGAUUGUCACAUGAUGGUUUCAGAUCCUGAACAAUGGAUUGAAGAUAUUGCUAAAGCUGGAGGUGACUCUUACACUUUUCACUACGAGGCAACUAAAGACCCAGCGGCUGUUAUCACCAAGAUCAAGAAACAUGGCUUAAAAGCUGCCAUGGGUAUCAAACCAAACACACCAGUUGAGGCUGUUUAUCCAUAUGCAAAUGACUUGGAUAUGGUAUUAGUCAUGACAGUCGAACCUGGAUUUGGAGGACAAAAAUUUAUGCAGGAUAUGAUGCCAAAAGUGGAAACAUUGAGAGAAAAAUAUCCCCAUUUGGACAUUGAAGUUGAUGGUGGGUUGGGUAGAGAGACUGUGAGGCCAGCUGCAUACGCCGGUGCAAAUGUUAUUGUUGCUGGGACCUCCGUUUUCAAAGCUGAAGAUCCAAAGGAGGUGACUCUGUUUUUGAAACAAACCGUUGAUGAAAGUAUAUUAUCUAGAGAAAAGUAG